Neoarius graeffei (lesser salmon catfish) is the source of this 5723-nucleotide messenger RNA. It is a transcript of the gene eva1aa, whose product is annotated as protein eva-1 homolog A. Gene Ontology annotation, molecular function: carbohydrate binding. The coding region runs from base 61 to 1503 and encodes 480 amino acids. The record is from RefSeq and is a predicted model, not a curated record. The transcript has 8 exons. NCBI's taxonomy places the organism in Eukaryota, Metazoa, Chordata, Actinopteri, Siluriformes, Ariidae.
CUCUCCGCUCUGAAGCCCCGAUGUUGCGCUCAGAGCUCCGGGAUCCGCGCCGCUCCAAGGAUGUCCCUCUCGGAUGUGGCCGCUCAGUGCGCGCUCCUGCUCGGGUUCACGUGCCUGGCCGCUCGCGCUCACACUUCCGGUCACUUCUCAGGUUACCUGUUGCACGUGUUGCGUAACUACACAGAUGAGGUGUGUGAUGGUGACCUUCUGACUGUACGCUGCCCUCCCAGAACCACCAUCACUGUCCAGUCAGCUUUCUACGGCAGGAAAAGCUCCGCCCACUCUUUGUUCUGCCCGCCACUAUACAGCAUCAACGGGCCACGCCCACUGAGUAGUAUCACGUCCUGUCAUGUGGCAACAGCACUGCAGAAGAUGACAGACGAGUGUGAGGACAGGAGGAGUUGUGAGCUUUUGGUGAACAGUCGGUUGUUUGGAACGGAUCCAUGUCCAUCCAUCGGCAAAUCCCUCACUCUGCACUACAAAUGCAGACCUAGUGAGUAUAAGAGUAAGGUGGUGUGUGAGGGGGAGAAGUUGAGGGUGAGCUGUAAGACAGGGAUGCAGAUCGCCGUGUACUCGGCCAUGUUUGGACGGACGCAGGAGGGGACACUGGAGUGUCCUCCACACCACCGGAGGGUGCCGUCUGUCGACUGUCAUGCGGAAGGGGCCCUGCAGGUGAUGACGUCACAUUGCCAAGGGAAACGCACGUGUGUGGUUCGAGCCUCGGCGCAGGAGUUCGGAGACCCCUGUUACACCGGGACUCGCAAAUAUCUCAGUGUUAUAUACACCUGUGUUCCCAAGAAGCUCUUACAGGAUUCGGUUCAGAUCCCUUCAUUUGCUCCGCCCCCUUCCCAACCCCAUGACCCCAAUGUGGUGGGAGACAGUGCGCCCCCUGACGAGAACACGUUGGUGACCUCUGACCCUGCACCAGGGAAGUCUAAGCGAGGGAAGCCUGUCCCUGACUCAGAGGAGAAAACCGAGUCUGAAGAGCGACACAGAGAGGAAGCGGAGCGCGAGAGAGACGGCCGCACGGACUCCUCGCCCAGAGACCUGAAUCCUGCCAUCAGCACCGUGUUCAGAAGAAAGAUGGCGCUCAUCAGCAACGGCCUCGCUGCCUACACCUACAUCACCGAGCACCCGGAGCGCUGUGCGCUGUACUUCAUGUGUGGGGUGUGCGUGGGUCUCUUCCUCACCCUCUUUGCGCUGGUGGUGCAGAUCUCCUGCCGCACAGAGUGUAAACAGCGGCAAGCCGUCGCUAAAAAGAGGUCUCGCCCGGCCGACUCGGACUCGGAUUCCGACUCGGAUUCAGACUGGGACUCGGGCUCGGACCUGUCGUCGCGGCGGCGGCGGCGCUUUGAGCGCACGCUAAACACGAACGUGUUCACCUCGGCCGAGGAGCUGGAGCGAGCUCAGAGACUGGAGGAGCGGGAGAGGAUCAUCCGCGAGAUCUGGAUGAACGGACAGCCGGAUGUCCCCGGAACACGCAGCCUCAACCGCUAUUACUAAACACGCGCACGCACAGCAGAAUACCGUGGAUGUUGCUGGGAUUUAACACCACAAACCACUGAACGUGUGCGCGCACAUCCGAACGCUGAGGUCAGAGGUCAUGACCACCUCCCUGGAAUUUAUUUACAGAACGACGAAGCUAAUGGGAGACGUCCAAGUGGAGGCUAACGAUUUUAAACACGGGCAGCUCUAAAAGACUGAAUAAGCUCUACGCAACUUCAGCACCCUGAUUGGUCCAUUCCUUCCGCUUGUUAAAAUGGGAGGCGGGGCUGCUGAGGACGACACCGAAAGCGAUGACCCAGGUCUAAAGACGGUUUAACAUGAACACUGUGGAAGAAGUGAUGAAUUUUACCCAGCAGCCCAUCUCCCGUCUCCUGAUGAGGCACGAUUUGAUAGUGUUUUAUCUGCUAGCUGGCUCACUAGCGACAAUUAAUGACAGGAUCAGGAUCAACAGUACAUUUCAUGUUGGAAUGCACUUUCUACUCCAACCUCGGUGAAAUGGCGCAGCCUUUGAACUUGAAAACAAACUGAAAUAUAUAAUAGAUGGAUAGAAAUGCUUGGAAUUCAUCUCAGCCCUUCUAAAGUAUAUAUUUUGAAUAUUUAAUAUUUUUAUUGUUUAUUCCCUGAAUAGUUAUGACAUAUUUUUAUACAAUGGCAGCAUUUUUUUUGGCGCGUGCACGCGUGUGUGAGAGAUAGCUCAGGGAUGCAAUCCAAGUGUUUCCAUGUAAGAUUUUAUUCCUAAAAAGAAAAACAAGAUGUGCUUCACUGCGGAACGCGCCGAACUAUAAACCUCAGAGAGGUCGUAUUUUUUCAUAUCUAAACAGGACGUUUUAUGCAAAAAAAAAAAAAAGAAACACAAGUCACAUGCCUUAUUCAGAACGGAGGACGACAAAUCACACAAUUGCCUGCACUCACGCUGGAAAUUAUACGUUUGCUGUCAGAAGGAGAGGAGCAACUGCUAACAAUGCAAAGUGGGCGGGGCUAAUGAUAUAACAAAGUGGAGUGAAUUGAAUUUUAUGCAAAUGAGAAGAAACGAAGCAACUGGGCAGCUACCAGUAGGUGUGCUACAGGAGCGCGUGUUUGUUUUCCCUGACCGUGAAACGGUCUCCGUUCCGCUACAAGCAGCUUCGAUUUACGCAAACAUCGUCGUUUUAAAUUUUCACCACUCGGUCAACCGUGCAAGUUUAUAAAAGCACGUUGUUUUGGGUUUAUUUAUACACGCUCUGCACCUAGCUUGUGUGAAUAGCGCAUAGCCUGGUGGUACCAGUGAAACCAUGGCAACAGGCUCAAGAUACAGUAGUACACGCCCACAAGUGAGCGGCAAAGUAAAAAAAAAAAAAAUCUGUCGCUGGAUUUUCCGCCUGGUUUGUUGGACGUUUAACUGCACUCGAGAUAUUUCUGUCAAUCACCGACACUCGGUUUAUAAAGGGAGUUUAUAAAGGAGCUGAUUUGAUUUGGUGAUGUAAUAGCAUGCAUAACCCCGCCCCUGCAAGGAGAAUGCUGAUCAUAUUCUGCCCUUCCCCCACUCCGAUUUGAGUUCAGUCACAUCACCUGAGUAACUCCUGGAACAUGCUACAUUAUAAACGAUGACUCUUUUUCUCUCUUUCUCUCUCUCUGUGAUUUCAUUUUACUUCCUGGUUGAUAAAGACGUGCGAACGCAGCCCUCGGACAGUUUUAACGCCUCGUUAACAUCCCAGCAGAGUUUUUGUUAUCUAUGAGGAGAAAAGAUGUGACUUACACUACAUUCACACUACAAGGCUUAAUGCUCAAUUCCGAUUUUUUUGUGAAAUCCGAUUUUUUUGUGAGGUCGUUCACAUUAACAAAUAUAUGCGACUUGUAUGUGAUCCUCAGUAUGAACGAAAAGCGACCUAAAAGUGUUCCGCAUGCGCAUUGCAGGAUACGACGACGUCACACGCAGUGAGCAUGGCCAGUGUUUACGGAAGUAACCUAAAGUUUCCUGUGUAUGACAGUAGCCAGCAUGGAGUACCUGGCGAUGAUGCAGUUGUUGUUGCGACGGAGCCAGAACAUGCACAAUAGCCUGAUGUUAAGGAGGAGGUUGAGAAGGAAGAGGGCAAGGGUUUUGGCUCAGGCGUUCUGCGGGGUAGUGACUGCAACCUCCGUUCAAAGGAACAUCAAAGCCAUGUUGUUGUAACUUUUUUUGAGAGACCCGCCGCCUACUUCAGCGCAGAAUAGUGACGUUUGUGGCUUGUUGAUGACGUGUAAGUCGGAUGAAUGCGACCUGGCGGUUCAGACUGAAGUCGCAUAUGAAAAGAUCGGAUAGGAAUCGGAAUUAGGACCACAUAUCCAAACGGCCUGGGUCGGAUUUGAAAAAAUCGGAUCCGUGUCGUUCAUAUUGUCAAUAAAAGAUCGGAUACAGGUCACAUAUGGGCGAAAAAAUCGGAUUUGAGUCACUUCAGCCUGCAGUGUGAACGUAGUGUAAACGCUCAGUGAAAAACCAGCCUCGAACACGAGAGAAGCCAAAGAAACUUGACUUGAGCGACACGUGGAACAGUUUGUGUGGCGUUUCUAUUCACUUUUAGGCCAAAAAAUAAUAAUAGUGUGUUUCAGGUAACAUGAAAUACUAAAAUAAGGUCGGUAGGUAGGAAAAAGGUUUUUUUUUUCUUAAUUUUUUCAAACAAAAUAAAAAAAAUUAACACAAGUAAACAUCUUACAAAAUAGUAUUUUGGCACAGAAUCCUUUAUACCACACAUCAUAAUAAAAUAAGUGUUUUAAAUCUUUAAACGAAUAAAAAAAAUAUCGCGAGAGUUCGAGUUAUGAUCUACGGAAGCGUAUUGCUGCCACACUCAAAAAAAAAAAAAAUUGGCUUAGAAUCAAGUAAUUGCGUGAAAAGAUAUUAACAAAGUUAUCACGUUUUUACAAUAUAUUUAUCAUGUAAUAACAUAUCACGUUAUUUCAUGAUAUUUUCAUGUAAUAACGUGAAAAUAACGUCCUAGGCUAGGCUACUUCUAUUAAAAGCAGACGGCCUAGCCUGGCUAACGCAACUUCAAAGCUCUCCGAGCUAUUGGUCUGGUCAAGAUAUUAAGCCCAACCGUUUCCCAGAGCCCGUGGUUGACCCGCCUCCCUGAAAUGCCUCAGUUUGCUACUGGUCGAAGCCAGAAAAGGCUGUGAUGAAGCUUAAACCAAUCACAUCACACUUUCCUCUGACGUAUGCGACGCGACGGGGCUAACUGGUAGAUUAAACUCUUACCGAAGCCGGUCGGGAGCAAGGUGAAAACGUCCUUCCUUUCAAUAAAUGCCUCCAGGGCUGCUCUUUGCUCCGUUUUCAAUGAGAACUUCCCGUUGAAUGCUUUCAAUACAGCAUCUAUGCGUAAUAGAUGCGGAAGCGUGAAUGAAGCGCUUCCGGCAUAGAUUCUGUAAACAAUCUAUGGCUUCCGGUCGCAGUUCUACUACGUCAGUGCCUUGAACACGCCUCUACCCAGGGCCGUUGGAGAUGCUCAAAGUUGAUUGGCUCCUGAUUUUUCGGGAGCUUGGAAGAGCUGUAGAUAGCUUGCCUGGCCAGACUAAGCUCGCAGCAGGCCCUCGUGUUGCGUCACGCUUGGGAUGGGCGGGCCCAGGCUAAGCCUAGCCUACUGUAGAACUUUGGUCGAGCAAAAACACCGAGCAAAAACAUGGCUGAAUCCUGAAUGACUCCUACUUGUAUAAAUAGGGGACUGCAUAGGCAGCAAAACAUAGUGUUUUUCCUGCCAUGGAAGUGCACUUGUAUACUGAAGAGGAAGCAAUUUGCAUUACAGCCUUGAAUGAGGAUUCAAAAUGGCGGCUCGGCUCAGUUUUGCCUUCCUCCUUCAGUAUACAAGUGCGCUUCCAUGUUUAUGCAGGAGGGCUGAUAGAAGUGGCGAAACAUUUUACUUUUUAUCGUUUCUUUCACAACCUGAAUGCGUUGAAACAAAAAAUUAUGGCAAACUAACGCCGCUUACACUAAAAUAUCGAGGGAAAUUUGUAGUAAUAACUUUACGGUCGGCAAUUUCGACGCGGAAAUUCUCGAUCGGUCGGGUUACCAGAAACACACUUUUUUUUUUUUUGGCCUUAUAUAACUUACAAAAAAUUAGUGUUAAACGUUGCAAAAACAAACAUGUUUACUGUGAUUUGAAAUGUUAGUUAAAGAUGAGUUACAGAAACUUGUUUUCGUCUUUCAAAUAAUUGAUGGUAAACGAUGACGAGGGGACGCAAAUAACGUGUUACAGCGAUCGGGAUAUAGUGUG